AGUGAGUUGGGACCAAAGUCCAACGUAACAAGACUGAAAGAUUUCAGGAAGUCACUUUAACACGCUGUGUUAAAAAGACAUGGAGAUGAGCUUUGUGUUGCUGUGCGUGAUGCUGGUAGCCAGCGUGAAACCUGUUUCAGCCGCAGCACAGCCAGGUAUCAUAGAGAGCCUCCUAAUGGCCACCCACCAGCGUCCCUGGCUCUGGGGUGUCUACGUCUUCACUGUUGGACUUCCUGCCAUUCUCUUCAUUAGCUUCAUGUGGCCUGACAAGAGAUUUGGGCCUCCUGAUCAACAGUAUUACUACAAGAAGUCUGAUGAUGCUCAACCAGAUGAUCCUCAGUACUCACAGCGGACAGAGGCCGUGGAUACCAAAGGCAAUGAAAGGCUGGCGGAGCUGGAACGAGGAGGAGAGACACUCCUGGUAACCAGAGGAAGUGUGACUUAG
Molecule: messenger RNA, 445 nt
Organism: Anoplopoma fimbria (sablefish)
Lineage: Eukaryota; Metazoa; Chordata; Actinopteri; Perciformes; Anoplopomatidae
Product: calnexin-like
Exons: 5
Coding region: 80-445 (121 amino acids)
Source: RefSeq, a predicted model, not a curated record